AUGGCCUUUGCUGUGAAGGAGAUCAAUGAAGACUCCCAGAUUUUACCUAACAUCACUCUUGGGUUCCAUAUCUAUGAUAGUUACUACAACCCAAGGUUGACCUAUCGUACCACUCUGGACCUGCUUUUCAAAUCCCAGGAAUUUGUCCCUAACUACAAAUGUGAUAACCAGAAGAAUCUCCUGGCUAUCAUUGGGGGACUAGGUGCUCCUACUUCAUCCCUUAUGUCAGAAAGCAUAAACCUCUUCAAAAUUCCACAGGAAGAAUUUCAGAGUAACAAAUUAUCUUCACUUUACUGCAUGGUCCCAAAUGAGGACUAUCAGUACAUGGGAGUUAUACAACUUUUCCUCCAUUAUGGAUGGACGUGGAUUGGAGUCUUUGCUGUUGAAACGAAGGGAGAAAGAUUUUUGCAGAAACUGCAGCCAUUGCUUUCACAGAAUGGGAUCUGUUUAGCUUUCACACAAAAAAUUCCACAACAUAUCCACUUAGAAGAUUUGUCAGAAUUAUUAGGUUCAAUCUCAAUUAUUUCGAAUAAAUUGAUGGAUCGGAAAACAAAUGUUUUUCUUGUCUAUGGAGAAUCAUUCACAAUAGUGUGGCUCAGAACUGUCAUGUUUCUACGUGGUCCUGAAAAUAAAAACAGAUCAUUAUUCAGAAAGGUUUGGAUCCUGAUGAACCCAAUUGAUAUCAUACUGACGGGAGCUCAAAGGAGUUGGGAUCUCCAAAUGUACCAUGGGGCUCUUUCCUUUACAGUGCAUUCAAGAGAAGUUAAAGGCUUCAAAGAAUUUCUUCAAGUCAUCAAACCUUCCACCCACAAAGAUGGAUUUCUUCAAGAGGUUUGGCAACAAUUGUUUGACUGCGUGUUUUUAAAGGCAGACUUACCUUCAUCUAUCAGUGGAACCUGUACUGGGGAAGAGAAUUUGGAGAAUCUGCCUGCACCUCUGUUUGAGUUGAAGAUGACUAGCCAAAGCUACAGUAUCUACAAUGCUGUUUAUGCAGUGGCACAUUCUUUGCAUGAGGCAGUGAGAUCAAGUCCCAAAUGGACAAAAAUUCAAAGGGUUGAAUUUCCAAAUCAGCAGCCUUGGCAGGUUCUUCCUGUUUCUUUGUGUAAUGACCACUGUUCCCCUGGAUCCUGGAAAAGAAGGGCUGAAGGCAGUCAGUUCUGUUGCUAUGACUGCAUUCCAUGCCUAGAAGGAAAGAUUUCUAAUGGAACUGAUAUGGAUGACUGUUUUGAAUGUUCAGAAGAUCAUUACCCAAAUAAAGAAAAGAAAGGCUGUAUCCUGAAACUGCUGGUCUUUCUAACUUUUGAAGAAGCUUUAGGAAUUGUUUUAGCCUCAGUCACUCUUGGUUUCUUCUUCUUGACAUCUUGGGUACUUGGAACUUUUAUUAAACACAGGGACACUCCCAUUGUCAGAGCCAACAACAGGUCUCUCACCUAUACCCUCCUUGUCUCGCUUUUGUUCUGUUUUCUCUCCUCUUUUUUAUUUCUCAGCCAACCUGGCAAAGUGACCUGCCUUCUCAGACAACCAACGUUUGGAAUUACCUUCUCAGUGGCCAUUUCUAGUGUACUGGCCAAAACCAUCACGGUGGUUGUGGCUUUCAUGGCCACUAAACCUGGAUCUCAAAUGAGGAAGUGGGUGGGGAAAAGAUUGGCCUUUGCUGCGGUCCUUUCCUGUUCUCUUGUUCAAGUAUGUAUUUGUACUCUUUGGUUGUCAACAUAUCCCCCAUUCCCUGAGUUAGAGAUGCACUUAGAGCCCCAAGAAGUGAUUUUACAGUGCAAUGAGGGGGCAGCUACAUUCUUCUAUUGUGUCUUGGGCUACAUGGGUUUCUUGGCCAUUGCCAGCUUCAUUGUGGCUUUCCUUGCCCGUAAAUUACCUGACAGUUUCAAUGAAGCCAAGUUCAUCACCUUCAGCAUGUUGGCCUUUUGCAGUGUGUGGGUCUCCUUCUUUCCAGCCUAUCUGAGCACAAAAGGCAAAGCCAUGAUAGCUGUGGAAGUCUUCUCCAUCUUGUCUUCCAGCGCUGCCUUACUGGGAUGCAUAUUCUUGCCAAAGUGCUACAUCAUUGUUUUCCGGCCUGAGCUAAACCACAGGGAACAACUAAUAAAGAAAAUGUAG
Crotalus tigris (Tiger rattlesnake) is the source of this 2109-nucleotide messenger RNA. Its product is annotated as extracellular calcium-sensing receptor-like. Gene Ontology annotation, biological process: G protein-coupled receptor signaling pathway. Gene Ontology annotation, cellular component: membrane. The record is from RefSeq and is a predicted model, not a curated record. Lineage: Eukaryota; Metazoa; Chordata; Lepidosauria; Squamata; Viperidae. The transcript has 4 exons. The coding region runs from base 1 to 2109 and encodes 702 amino acids. Gene Ontology annotation, molecular function: G protein-coupled receptor activity.